GUUUUAUUCUGUGAAAAGUUAUUAUUGUGUCUGAGAAAUAAAAAAAUAAGUUUUUAACAUGUCGUUAAACAAACUAGUUGGAGGAGACUGUGGAGGCAAUAAUGCCCUUGUCCAGCUUACUAAUAUUGUAAACCGUGAUGCUUCAAUCACACAAAACUUGUCACAAGCAGACAGGUUUGUUAAUGAAUUCAUGGCUCAGAAUACUCAGGGGCCUCAAACUUUUAAUAUGAAUGCUUUGCUUAAUAAUAUGCCUGAGGUGGAGAAAACUAAUAACUCGAAAACUGUGCAAUUGCCUUCAACAAGUAAAAUGUCUAAUAUACAUACACAGAGAUCAGGUCCAUGGCUAGCUGGCCCUUCCACUUCAUUCAUGAGUGCACCAAUGCUACCAUUUAAUAUACCGUAUCAACCUUUGUUGCAACCUCAACAAUCUUCAAAUGUCCAAAUCCAAUAUGUAAAUGAAGCAGAUUUGCAAAAAGUAUCAGAUAAUGAUGUUAAAGCAAAAGCUCAAGAAUUUGUUAGUAGUGUGCAAGAAGAUGAUGAACUUGCUUAUAAUCAGUUUAUGUCAUUUAUGAAAAGAAUUAGUGCAGGCGAAUUAAACCUAGGCGAGACAGUAGAAGGGGGACAAAAACAAAUGAGUAAAGAUGAAAUAGUGGAGGAAAUGGCUGAAAAAUUCAAAGAUGAAUGGGCUAAACUAAGUGAUGUAAAUGAUGAUUGGAAUAGUGAAUUUGCUAAUGGGAUACCUAAGGAGUAUUCUUUUACAGAAGGAAAUGUUAUGUUGGAGAACAAAAGUGCUUUAGAAAUAGGUAAAGAAAAAUUAAGGAUGGGUGAUAUACCAGGUGCUGUUCUAUGCUUUGAAGCAGCUGCACAACAACAACCUGAUUCGGCUGAAGUAUGGUUCCUUUUGGGUACAACACAAGCAGAAAAUGAACAAGAUCCUCUAGCAAUAACUGCCUUGAAGAAAUCUUUAGAGUUAGAUCCAAGACAACUAGAGGGUUACAUAACAUUAGCAGCAGCUUAUACAAAUGAAAAUAUGGGUAAAUAUGCAUACUUAACAUUAUUAGAUUGGUUGAAAGCCAGUCCUAAGUACAGCGACAUGUUUCCUCAAGAUAUAAAUCCCCAGAAAAUGAAUUUGAAAGAAUUAGAAUCAUAUGUAACAUCAUUAUAUCUAAAAGCUGCACAAAUGAACCCUGCACAGAUUGAUCCGGAUGUUCAGAAUGCUCUAGGUGUUAUUUUUAACAUUAACCAACAGUAUGACAAAGCUGUAGAUUGUUUUAAAGCAGCGAUUAUGGUAGCAUCAGAUAAUGCUAAACUUUGGAAUAGACUUGGUGCUACACUAGCUAAUAGUGACAGAUCAGAAGAAGCAGUUGAAGCAUACCAUGAAGCUUUAAACUUAGAACCUGGAUUCAUACGAGCUAGAUAUAAUGUUGGCAUAACAUGUAUGAAUUUAGGUGCUCAUAAACAGGCCGCAGAACACUUUUUAGUAGCUUUAAAUCAGCAGUACAAGGCAAAAAGUAUGCAUCCAAAUGCAUCAACUGCUGAUACCAGUUCUUCAACAAUUUGGACCACUUUAAGGAUGGUGUGUUCUUUCAUGGGAGAACAUGAUGUAGCAAAGUUAGUUGAUGAGAGAAACUUAAGUGAACUAAAUAAGUUUUUUGAAGUUGACUCAUGAGAUGAAACAAUUACAUAACUGUUUAUAAUUAUAAUGUAAUUUUGUAAGCAUUAUCACAUUGUGAUAUUUUAAUGGCAGAGGGCAAUAUUAAUUAAUCUAUUACUAGAGUUUUUAAGACAUUAUAUAUUUUUUUUAUUUGUUUUGGCAUUUAAAUGAUAAUAAAACUUUUA
This is a messenger RNA of Nymphalis io (European peacock), 1839 nucleotides long. RefSeq names its product peroxisomal targeting signal 1 receptor (gene Pex5). Gene Ontology annotation, molecular function: protein binding. The record is from RefSeq and is a predicted model, not a curated record. Gene Ontology annotation, biological process: protein import into peroxisome matrix, docking. Gene Ontology annotation, cellular component: cytosol; peroxisomal membrane. The coding region runs from base 59 to 1669 and encodes 536 amino acids. NCBI's taxonomy places the organism in Eukaryota, Metazoa, Arthropoda, Insecta, Lepidoptera, Nymphalidae. The transcript has a single exon.